AUGCCGUCUCCCUCUCACCGGUCGCGUUCCCCAUUUACAUCGAAGCAAGACAGUGACGACCGUCACAGCCAUCGGAGCCAUCGGAGCCGCCAUCAUGAUGAUCAUUCGAGUUCUCGCCGGCACCGACACCGCGACCACUCGCGCUCACGUUCACCCUACCGAUCCGAUAGACACAAAUCAGACCGCCAUCACCGUCAUGACAGAGACCGGGACUACCAUCAUCGUGGGAGCAAAGAACCUUCAUCAGCGCCUGUCAUUCUCCCACUGAAUGCCCGGGAACUCUCAAGGCGGGACUUGGAGGUGUACAAGCCAAUGUUCGCCAUGUACCUCGACAUUCAAAAAGGGCUUUUCCUCGACGAAUUGCCAGAAGAGGAGAUCAAAGGGCGGUGGAAGAGCUUUAUCCGAAAAUGGAACCGCGGUGAACUGGCUGAAGGAUGGUACGACCCAGCUACAUUGGAGAGAGCUCGCCAAGCAGCAUCCGAGCAACCCCGGGCCUCCACCAUGCGCCCAGAUUCACCAGAUUAUACCCUCGGUGGUAGGCCACAAGAAACGGAUAGAUCGGCGCAACCUAGGAGCGAGGACGAAGAUGAGGACGAUGAGUACGGACCGAAACUCCCAAACUCAGGGUACACUCGACAAGUGGCUCAUUCAGGACCGACGAUGCCCAAUACGCAAGAUAUCGAACUGAAAAGAGAAACUGCAAUGGAAGAUGCCAUUGCCGCACGCCACGAGUCUCGCCAAAAAUAUCGCAACGAGCUGCGCUCCCACAAAGCCGAACACAAGUACAUCGAAAAUGAAAUCGCACCUCGCGCAGAACCUGGAACUCGCGAGCGGCAGCUCGAGAAGCGCCGAGAGGCGGCAGCUGCGAAUAAGUCAUUUGCCGAGGCCCAGCGCGGCGGCUCUCCGGAAGCCGCGCCCGAUGAACAAUUGAUGGGUUCGGGCGAGAAUGAUCUUGCUGCACUGAAGCGCGAAAAAGAAAGGGAGCAGCGCAAGAAGAAUGAGCGCGAGCUUCGGAGAGAGGAAAUUCUUCGAGCGCGGGCGGCUGAGCGCGAGGAACGCGUUCAACAGUAUCGCCAGAAGGAGGAAGAGACGAUUGGUUGGCUGCAGGCGUUGGCCAAACAACGAUUUGGCUGA
Penicillium chermesinum is the source of this 1134-nucleotide messenger RNA. RefSeq lists its product as uncharacterized. Lineage: Eukaryota; Fungi; Ascomycota; Eurotiomycetes; Eurotiales; Aspergillaceae. Bases 1 to 1134 code for a protein of 377 amino acids. The transcript is spliced from 3 exons. The record is from RefSeq and is a predicted model, not a curated record.